Molecule: messenger RNA, 1026 nt
Organism: Quercus lobata
Lineage: Eukaryota; Viridiplantae; Streptophyta; Magnoliopsida; Fagales; Fagaceae
Exons: 2
Coding region: 1-1026 (341 amino acids)
Source: RefSeq, a predicted model, not a curated record
AUGUACAAUGAGAUAGAGGGAAACUACGACGACGUCGCCAUUAGCACAUUCAAAAGGGGCCUGCUGACAGAGCACGGUUUAAGAAAAUCCCUGACUGGAAAGCCGGUCACUAGUGUGCGACAACUCAUGGAUAGAAUUGACAAGUACAAAAGGGUCGAAGAGGACCAACAAACGGGGAAGGGUAAAGCGAAGGUUGUCCCUCAAGAGAGGAGGGACUUCAGGUUGGAUCGCUUUAACAGCAGUAACAGGCCGAAAAGAGACUACGCGGAACAGUCUAGAUCCACUGGGGCACAAGCAGUCCAUGCUGUGUUCCGAGAACCAUUACACAAGAUCCUAGAGAAGGUGAAGUGCGAACCAUUCUUUCAAUGGCCAAGCAGGAUGGCAGGUGACCCCUCGAAACGUAACCAGAAUCUGUAUUGCGCGUACCACCAAGAGCCGGGUCACCUCACCAAUGAUUGUAGGAAUCUGAAAAACCACUUGAACCGGCUAGUCCGAGAGGGGAAGUUGAGACAUCUAUUACAUCACCCUGUGAGAUGGCAGGAACAAUCGAACAUCGAAAUCAGGCUCCCGCCUGAAGCCGAUGACAGGGAAUCUAAAAGGGCCCGAGCAAGUCCCACGCCCUUAAUCGGAUUCUCAGAUGAGGACAAACUGGGAACCCUUCAACCCCACGACGACGCCCCAAUCGUCACGCUCAGAAUUGGGGGUUAUGACGUGAAGAUGGUGCUAGUUAACCAAGGCAGCGCCGUGAAAGUAAUGUAUCCCGACUUGUAUAAAGGAUUGAACCUAAAGCCAGAGGACCUGUCAGCAUACGACUCCCCUUUGGUCAGUUUUGAAGGAAAAACAGUCACCCCUAAAGGCAUGAUUAGGCUGCCUGUACAAACAGACUCAGACAUGGUGGAAGUGAACUUCAUUGUGGUAGAUGCGUACUCCCCCUACACAGCCAUCGUGGCCCGCCCGUGGCUUCAUGCACUAGGGGCUGUGUCGUCAACCUUACACCAAAAAGUGAAGUAUCCGUCAGGAGGUUGA